Molecule: messenger RNA, 1956 nt
Organism: Suillus paluster
Lineage: Eukaryota; Fungi; Basidiomycota; Agaricomycetes; Boletales; Suillaceae
Exons: 5
Coding region: 1-1956 (651 amino acids)
Source: RefSeq, a predicted model, not a curated record
AUGGCGCCUCGUAAAUGGACAACGUCCGAGCAGGAGGUGUGGCUUGAACCGUGGUACCAAAAGUUCGCCGAAAAGCAGAGUGACAAGAGUAGAAACCACAAAAACUUCUUCGCGGACCUUUAUGAAAAAUGGUUCGAGGAAUUUCCAGAGCCUCGACCAAAUCAUAUCACCAAAUUGGGGCCGUUAACGCUGGAAGAACACAACGACGCAACUGACAUACGAAAAGCCAAAUUACAUACGCGAUUUAAAAAUAAUUUCAGCGGUUCAAAGGUGGGGCGACAGGCGAAAGCCAAUGCCAAUGACAUCUUUGAUGCUGUGGUGCGGAAAAUAACUGAAUGCGAAAAACCUACACGAAUGCUUCAGGAACACAAAGCAUACUCCAAGUUGUACUAUGCUGAUCAUGUUCAGAAAUCCAUCCAAGAGACGCUGAAGGUCGCACAAGCAACACAAUCACUCACCAAUGGUCAGCGAGUAGCGCUUGUGAAAAAAGAGACUGCUGCUCUGUAUGCAGGCGAGUCCGAGGAUAUCAAGGCUAAGGUGAAGGAGUAUAUCCACGCACAGAAGGAAGAGCGCGGUAAGGAAAAAGCUGAGCCUUGGAGUGAUGAAGAUCAGCAGCAGCACGUCCUGCUCAAGAAUCUUACCAAACUGGCCACCGUCGCAAAUCAAUUCCUAAAAGGCCUCGCUGAUGCGACCGGCCUAUCCUUCAGCCUUCUUAUUGGGGGUCCAUCCGUCGAGCUAGGUGGAAUGAUUGAUGUCUGGAGCUUCCACGUCGGGAUGACGAAGCUGGGCAACAAUUUUAGCCAGGCUUACCCUAAGUUCGAGAGUGAGAUAGUGGGCCCGUUCCAAGACUAUCUGUAUCGUGUGUAUCGUAAAUGUUAUUUCUUAUCAGACACCUUGGACAAAAAGGCUUACUGUUUUGCUAACAGCGGAGGCUGCAGCACUCAAAGACCGGAAGAUGGGGGGAGCAAGCAGCUCCAGUUCGUUGUGGGGAGACAGCUUGAAUCAACCGUCAUAUCCUGCGUCAGAUAUGAUGGACAACUGUCCAACCGGGAUACAUCUUUGUCAGGCACGUUUCGAUUACCGGAUCUAUCCGAGUUUCCUUCUUCGUCAAAUGGCCCGGAUUUAUCCGAGUUUCUGCCUUCAUCAAAUGGCCCUGGGUCUCCUACACCCUUCAGCUCUCACAAUGUUCUCUCUGGCGACAAUCAACAAGACUGGCCGCUGUCCGAUGACCUCAACGACUUCCUCGAGACAUUGGCCCAGAACCUGCCAAUGUCGGCUGUUGACCACUUGAUGUCACACGUUCCUCCUUCGCUUGAGGCGCCUUUCAUUCCUGCGGUUCUGGCCGCAGCUGAAACACUCUGCAAUCCCCUUCCCGCAGCUGAAACACUCUGCCAUCCCCUUCCACCAGUUUCUCCCCGUUCUGUCCAUGGUGUUUCUAUUUCCACACCUGAGCCGUUUGAUGGUGUGCCCUCAGCCGACUCACUUCCUAGUGGAUUCACGCACCCAACUGCACACCUCCCCGGAAACGCAGAGGAGCCCAACAGCGACAGGCCAGAUGCACACCCUGCAUCUUCAGUGGAAGAAGACCCUACAGAGGACUUGUGCCCUUCAUCCAUCCCGACCUGCACUCCCCCUUCAGCAGACUCAUGCUCUCCAUCCAUCCCGACCUGCACUUCCUCUUCGGCAGACUCGUGCCCUCCAUCCAUCCCAUCCCACACUUCCCCUUUGGCAAACAUUGCGAAUGAGGCUCAAGAAAACGAGGUUCAAACAGAGGCUCAAGCGGACGAGGGGAAUGACAGCGGCGGACCCCGUAGAACAAGGCGCGCGCACAUCCCAUCUACACACAACACCAUCAGCAACUCGAUCGGCAACUCAUUGAACCUGGCUUCAAAAUGCAGCCAUGGUACUGAUUCAUCCACUCGUGUGGGCCAGCAAACAAAAAGACCAAGGGUGUGA